UACUCGCGGCUCCCGCACGACCAGUACCCGAAGAACACUCGAUUUGACCGGUUUAAAGUGACGGCGCACAAAUGAGUGCUGUUGCUAGAUCCGGAUCUGAUGGGAAUCGCCGUCAUCUAGCCACGUUCCGUUUCACAGAUGAACGAAAUGUUUUAUUUGUGGAACUUUUAGGCCGUGAGCCAUGUCUCUGGAACCAGCGACCAUAUUCAAUGAGAGCCAGAAAUGCUGCUCUUAAGCGCAUACAAGCCGGCUUAAAUGCUCAACUUAUGAGUCGCGAGGCUCCACUGCAUUUAGAUGGUGUUAAGAUCAAAAUAUCGGAUAUGCGACGUCUUUACACACAGGAAUUGAGAAAGAUGCACUUGAAUCAAAAUUAUAAACCAAAAUUUUCAUGGUUUGAACCACUGCAUGCCUUUCUUGGCGAAUUCUCUGAUUCUCUGGAUCCAAAAAGAGACUUGUCGUCGCCACAAUUGAAACAAUUUAAAAUUAGACUAACACGCUUGAAGCAACUUCCAUUACCAACUCAGAUUAAACUAGAACCUGAAGGAGUUCUUGUGACAGUUGAGGAGCCAAAACGUACACCAUUUACAACAUUGCCAGCUCCGAUGCCUCCGCCUCCGACUCCUUUGGUACCUGCCAUUAUUACACAUCCACCGCCGCCUCCGGUGGUUUCAUCUUCAGUUUCGCAUUUCUGCGAGAUAAGCCCAACGAAAAUGCCACCAAAUGAAGGAUGUGGUGGAGAAGGCGGAGGAGGAGGAGGUGGGCGACGGCAUUCGGAAGAUGAGUUUACAUUCUUUGGCCUAAGCGUUGCGGCCCAACUUCGCAAUAUGCCGCUAGAGAGCGCCAUGAUUAUGCAAUCGAAAAUACAGUACUUACUAUCCAUGGAACGUCGCAAGAUAAAUGGCCAUACGACUGAUGUGAAUUUAUUUUAAUGUUUUUUAGUUGUUAACAAUACUCUCCAUUGUAUUUUUUUUAAAUAUUUCUAUAAAGUCUGAA
This is a messenger RNA of Drosophila willistoni, 993 nucleotides long. RefSeq lists its product as uncharacterized. The record is from RefSeq and is a predicted model, not a curated record. The transcript is spliced from 2 exons. Bases 72 to 929 code for a protein of 285 amino acids. Gene Ontology annotation, molecular function: DNA binding. Lineage: Eukaryota; Metazoa; Arthropoda; Insecta; Diptera; Drosophilidae.